Messenger RNA from Mya arenaria, 843 nucleotides. RefSeq names its product heat shock 70 kDa protein 12A-like. The transcript is spliced from 5 exons. The coding region runs from base 1 to 843 and encodes 280 amino acids. Lineage: Eukaryota; Metazoa; Mollusca; Bivalvia; Myida; Myidae. The record is from RefSeq and is a predicted model, not a curated record.
AUGUUGUUGACCGCGGAAAAGGUGUUUCACUCAUUUGGAUCUGCUGCGGAAGCAAACUAUGCACAAGAAGUGGACAAAGGAAAACAAAAAGACUGGUUUUAUUUUGAAAACAUCAAGAUACUGUUUAGCAAACAGACGGCAGGUAUUGAUAAAAACAACCUGAUAUUAGCACAAGGAGCCAAGGCUGGAAGUGUUUACUGGAAAUAUCUAGCCUUGCAAACGCCAGGACAGGAUGCACAGAACUUAUUUGAGCCUGGGUGUCGGUUUGUUGUGCUCGACCUUGGAGGAGGAACCGUGCAUUUCACAGCCUACGAGGUCGAUAGUGAUGAAUCACUCAGUGCAAUUCUCAAACCCUGUGGUGAAGAUUGGGGAGGGAAUAUGGUCAAUGCUGCAUACAUUGAGAUGCUAUGGCGUAUUUUCGGCAAAGACAUGGUUGAAAAAUUCCAACAAGAUAACCAGGAAGAUUUUUUAGACAUUCAAAAUGAGUUUGAAUCAAAGAAGCGUGAAUUUACAGAAGCAGGUCAAACAGUGCAUCUCAAGCUUCCCAAUUCAGUUGUACUCGUAGUGGAAAAACACAGUACUGUGUCUUCGUUAAUAGGAAAGGCAGGAUUGGAUGACGACGUAGACUUUGCAAGCGGCAAGCUUUCAGUUAGUGGAAAGAUGUUUUCAGAGUUCUUCAAAAAAACAACAAAAGAUAUAGUACGUAGCCUGCAACACCUGUUAGACAGCGCAGAAGUCCACAACUCAAUUGAUAAGCUUCUUUUAGUUGGAGGUUUCUCACAAUCACCAGUGAUGAAAGACUGGUGCGAAGAGGUCAUACAUUUCCACCAGGAAAAUGGAUGA